This is a messenger RNA of Linum tenue, 270 nucleotides long. The record is from the annotation of a GenBank genome assembly. NCBI's taxonomy places the organism in Eukaryota, Viridiplantae, Streptophyta, Magnoliopsida, Malpighiales, Linaceae.
AUGGUGAUCAUAUGCAUGGCGAUGAUGGGGAGGAUCGAGGGCGGUCGUGACAUCCGGCAGCCACCAUCAAGUGUUCCUAGCACAAUGGAUUCGUCGGCGAAAGAGAAGGGGUAUGUGGAGCUUAAGAGGAAUCACGGCGGCAGAGAAGGGCAAGUUGUGGUGUUUGGAGGGAAGGAAGUGAAGAACUGCAUGCCGAAAGGGUUUAGACACACCUCUGCUCCUUCCAGAUAUGUCAACUACCUUCCCCUGCUUGGUUCUAACUGCCAUUGA